This is a messenger RNA of Oxyura jamaicensis (ruddy duck), 2712 nucleotides long. RefSeq names its product C-type lectin domain family 2 member D-like. The coding region runs from base 1614 to 2291 and encodes 225 amino acids. The transcript has 7 exons. The record is from RefSeq and is a predicted model, not a curated record. NCBI's taxonomy places the organism in Eukaryota, Metazoa, Chordata, Aves, Anseriformes, Anatidae.
AUUUGCCUUCAGGGCAUGAUAGUAAAUCUGGCAUUUUCAAUUGCUAAUUGCUGAUAUGAGCAUUCCCUUUAAAAGUGAUUCACAGCACAAAGUCCACAUAACUGCCAUCUUCUGUUCUAAGAAAGCAUCAGUCAUGUGGGGAUUAAAAACUUGGAAAGUCAGGGGAUUGUUGUGUUUAGGCUAAACUUUUCUAGUUGCUGCCUUUGCAAAUUAACCACCCUUGGCCCUUCCUGAAACAUACUGGAGCCAUCCCACUUCAGGAAUCCCAAUUUGCCAUCAGAAGUUACCCACAGAGGGGAUGAACAUGUUGGUGAGCUGCAUAAAACCCACAUUCCUCAGGACAGUGGAAUUCAGAAGUUUCUGGCUUUAAAAAGCUGCAGCCACAUGACAAAACGCUGAAGUGUGGCAGGGUCCUCUUUUAGCAGUAUUGAAUACAUUUCUCUACAGAUCAGGAACAAAUAUAUCAUACUUUCAGAUGUCUGCUUUUACGAGCACUGCCUCCUGAACAACUCAGGGUUGAUCCCUAUGAUGUGCUGCAGGUCCACACUGAGAGCUUUACUCUGCUUCUCAGACCUCACUUCUGAAUCUGUUCUGUUUUUCUCCUUCCCAUUUUAUCUAUCAAAGUCUGUCUUUUCAAAAUACAAGGGGAAAAAUUAGAAUUUGAAAAUACUAACAAUGCCAGAACCCCUUCUAGACAAAGGUUGUCAUAUUGAGGCUGCAACUUUACCCUUAAUAUGCUGCUAUGAAAAGAUCAGUUAGAAUCGAACUUCCCCUAUCAUUACUGGUUUCUGUAUGACAGAAGGAAGAAAGAACUUCCUCUUUAGGAAGCAGAGGAGGGAAGUUACAAGCCCGUUACAGCAGAUAACUUUUCAACAGCCACAAAGGAGAAAAAGAAGUGGAAAUAAGAAUGUCAGAAAAUCUCAUCUAUGCUGACUUGAACUUGACUGAAUCAAGCAGGCCUAGGCUACAGAAGGACAUCAAUGUCCAAGAUUCUACAUAUGCAGAACUGAACGUGCAAUCCCUAGACACAAGUGCUGUAGCUAGCUGUGCAUCAUCUGUUCCCAGUGGUCAAACGGACAUCACAAACUUCAAAGACAACAGAAGGGGUAAGUAAAAUACUCUAGCAGAUACGUGAAUUGGGAAGCGAUGGAAAGCUCUCCUUUACCCUUUAAUUCAGUUUAGUCAGCUUCCAAACAUAUCAUUUGACCCUCCUGAAGCUGCCUGUGCUCUGCAGUACCCACUGAGUUGGCAGUGUAAUGACUGAUGCAAGGAUCUCCUUGAAGUAAAUCCAAAACCAAAAAUACAUAAACAAUUGUCAAAGUAUAAAGAUGAGACAGUUCAACUCUUCUGAAAAAAUGAUAUGGCAGGACCUUUAUCUGAUAGGCUGAUUGGAUUUUCCUUCAUUAAUAUUUUGAGAGGCCAGGUAAGGAUGCCAGAGAACACUGAACUCUAGCAUCAGGUACAGUAGAAUUUAACGUAGUAUUCUAGGCAGUAUCAGAAGGGUUCAGUUGAAUACCUAUGAUGGGAAAGAAAAAAAAGAAAUAACAGAUAUGCACAAGAAGAACAAACAUCAGAGGGAAAAACUUUGACUAACUUGAAAGAGUUGUCUCAAUAUGAGCCUGGAAAGGGCAUCUUUGAAUGAUGAUGAAAGGUCCUACCACAGUUGUUUUCCUAAUCCUUAUUUUUUAUCUCUGUUGGUAAAAACUGUUGUUCCAGAACACGUUGGAAUAUUGACUGCUGUGAUAAUCCUCCUACUGGUCUUAGGGGUGGGGCUGACACUCCUGUACCAUCCAACCACAAGCAGCCCACAGGACAGAGAAACAUUCUCCAUAACCUAUGAUAAGGCACAAGAUUGCCCCCAACAUUGGAAAAGAAAUGGGAGAAAAUGCUACUUCUUUUCUCAAACUACAGAAGGAAAAAACUGGACAGCUUUCCAUGAUGAAUGUACUGGCAUGUACUCAGAACUGGUGACCAUUGAUAAGAAGAAAGAACUGGAUUACCUUAUUUCACAGUCCACAGGUCAUUACUACUUACUUGGUCUCCAGUACAAAGAAAGCAAGAAGUGGGAGUGGAUUAACGGCAGAGAACACAGCACAGACCUAUUUAAUAUAACAGGACCUUCUGACUACUUCUGCACUGUUGUUGGCUUUGGCCAAGUGUCAACUGCACCUCGCUAUGAGUCCUCAACAACAAAAAAUAUGUGUGAAAAAAGUGCAAGUAUUUCAGAAAAGGCAGAAGAGGAGCCACAAAAAACAGAUUCAAUGCGGAACUUCACUCCCACCUUUGUGUAGGAACAGCAGAUGGAAUUUGUCUCAUUUUAUCUGCUUAAAUAUCUAAUCAAAGAAAUCUCUCACCUUUCUGUCUAGACACCUUGCCAAGCUUAGCACAUUCUUUGCUAAGAGAGGUGUCAAAGACUGGAUGGAUGAGCCUCUGGAAGAGCCUUGAUAUAUACACAUUAGGAACCUGGAUGACUUGCUAACAUCAGAUGCCUAACUUUUAGGGAACCACUGUUUGGUGAUGAGUCCUGCCUUGGUGAGAGGUGUGAUCACAUACAGAUCCUGUUUCUCAUAGAUACAUGCAUAUACACUUCUACAUCCACAGUCCUCCUUGUGCACAAGGAGGCACAUUGAAGCAUUGCCAUGCACUGGCUUUCCCUGCAGCUGCAAGUGAAGUUUAAGACAUAUUUAUAUUUUGGAUCCCGUAGACAAGUGC